AUGUGCAACAUGAUCGAGGUGUCGGAAACAUCGAACGACGCUAGUCACAAGGAGGACGAGGAUGACGCGUCGUUACCGAUCAGCUUCGGCAGUGUGCGGCAUUUGGGCAAAAUCGAAGGCAUCAACUGCACGACGCAGAGUUGGCGCGUGAAAGAACGCAUGAAAACGGUAAGCGUGGCGCUCGUGCUGUGCCUGAACGUUGGUGUCGAUCCUCCCGAUGUGGUCAAGAUCCAUCCGUGCGCCCGGAUGGAAUGCUGGAUCAACCCGUCGUCCGUGUCUCCCGGCAAAGCGCUGGAGCUGAUCAGCUACGCGCUCCAGAAGCAGUACGAACGGUGGCAGCCGCGAGCCCGUUACCGCCAUUCGCUCGACCCGACGGCGGAGGACGUGAAGAAGCUGUGCACCUCGCUGCGUCGCAACGCCAAGGAGGAACGGGUGCUGUUCCACUACAACGGUCACGGUGUUCCGCGGCCGACGUCAAAUGGCGAAAUUUGGGUGUUCAACCGUACCUACACCCAGUACAUCCCGCUCUCGAUCUACGAUCUGCAGAUGUGGAUGGGAGCACCGUCGAUCUACGUGUACGACUGCUCGAACGCCGGCAUCAUCGUGAACAGCUUCAACACGUUCGCGGAACAGCACGAAAGUGAGUUGGAGCAGAUGCGGAACCGCAGCGGAAGCACCGCCAGUCACACCGAUCAGCAGCAGCAAGCGCAGCAGGCGCAGCACGACGGUAGCGGUGGCAGCCGCAGUUCUCCCCUGCCAGCGGGCGGUGCGCCGCCUACUACGACCUACCGCAAUUGCAUUCAGCUGGCGGCGUGUGCGGCCGAUCAGUUGCUGCCGAUGAACCCGAGCCUGCCGGCCGAUCUGUUCACGUCCUGUCUCACGACCCCGAUCAAGAUGGCGCUAAAGUGGUUCACGCUGCAGUCCACCUCGAAGCUGGUGCCGUACGUGGACGAGGAUAUGAUCGACAAGAUCCCGGGCCAGCUGAACGAUCGGCGCACGAUGCUGGGCGAACUGAACUGGAUCUUUACCGCGAUCACGGAUACGAUCGCGUGGAACACGCUGCGACCCGAACUGUUUCAGAAACUGUUCCGCCAGGACCUGCUAGUGGCCAGUUUGUUUCGCAAUUUCCUCCUCGCCGAGCGCAUUCUGCGGGCGUACGAUUGCACGCCGAUCUCGAGUCCGGCCCUGCCGCCCAGCUACCGGCACCCGAUGUGGUCCGCCUGGGAUCUGGCGCUCGACCUGGCGCUCAUCCAGCUGCCGGACAUCUUGGAGAAGGGCAAACCGUUCCAACACUCGCCGUUCUUCGAAGAGCAGCUGACGGCGUUUCAGGUGUGGCUCGAGGGUAGCACCGAGCAGCGCAGCCCACCGGAGCAGCUGCCGAUCGUGCUGCAGGUGCUGCUGUCGCAGGUUCACCGUUUGCGUGCCUUGGAACUGCUCGGCCACUUUCUCGACCUCGGUCCGUGGGCCGUCAAUCUGGCGCUGAGCGUCGGUAUCUUCCCGUAUGUGCUGAAGCUGCUGCAGAGCUCGGCUCCCGAGCUGCGCCCCUUCCUGGUGUUCAUUUGGGCGAAAAUUCUCGCCGUCGACGGCACGUGCCAGAUCGAUCUGGUGCGCGACGGAGGCCAUCGGUACUUUUUGCUCGCCCUGCAAGACACCAACCCGGCCGCGCAAUGCUUCAAGGGGAACCAUCGAACGUACGCGGCGUUCGUGCUCGCCUGCAUCGUGCACCGGUUCCCGAACGGGCAGUCGAGUGCCCUCCAGAGUCAGCUCGUCUCGAUCUGUCUCGAUCAGCUCAACGACGCCGGUAACCCGCUGCUCCGUCAGUGGCUCGCCAUCUGCUUGGGGCACCUCUGGCAGCACUACGAGCAGGCGCGGUGGUCCGGCGUACGGGACAAUGCGAACGAGAAGCUGUACCAGCUGCUGAGUGAUCCUCACCCGGAAGUGAGAGCAGCCGCGGUCUACGCCCUCGGUACGUUCAUCAGCUCGGUGACGCAACGAUCGGAUCACGCAAACAACAUCGAUCGCGCCACGGCCAUGCAUCUGUUCGCGACCGUCAGCAACGACAUGAGCCCGCUCGUGCGCAUGGAACUGAUCGCGGCCCUCCAGUGGAUGGUGCUGUUCUUCGAGACGCAGUUUGUGGGCACCUUCAUGCAGGUCGACAGCCCGGAGCGCAGUUGCAACCCGAUGAAGCGCGUUUCGAGUACGAACAACAUUCUCGGCGUGGGCAAGUCGUCCGUAACGGUGGGUUUCUAUCAGCGGCUCUGGAAUGGGUUCAUGGCGCUCUCGAGGGACCCGUUCCCGGAGGUGGCCUUCAUGGCGCAGAAGAUCGUCGAUUACGUGCGCUCCGGGACGGCCAAGGAGGUGACGGUGUGCGAGAAAAGUGGCAACGUCCACCACUACGGCGGAUCAGCCGCCAGCGUCAGUUUGCCACCGUCUCCCAACACGCGCGUAAACUACCUGUCGGGAGAAUCGCCACCGGCGCACCACGACAACGGAAUCCAUCGGCUGGGGGGUCACCACACGCCACUGUCGAUGAAGAAGCGCGUGGUCCAGACGCUGAACGAAAGCGGCGAUUUCUUGGAGGGCCAGCAAGACAAGCAGCAGGCGACAUUGGGGUCGUCUCCGGCGAUAGCGGGACAGAAGCUGGCCGCCGGAGCCGGAAGCAAGCUUCUCGAGUGGUCUACUAGUCAGCAGCAACAGCAACCGCCAUCCUCGGCCAACGUCUCGCUGACGUCCUCAGCGUCGGCGACUUCGCUGAAGCCGAUCGUUAGCACCAAGUUCAUCGAGUGGUCAGUGAGCUUCUUUGCCCAGCCCUCGAAGCAUAUGCACGACACAAUGGAAGGUGGCGGAGGUGGUAGUGGUGGAGCCGAUGGCGGUAUCACCGGUGGCCGGAACGCGGUGGACCACAACUCGUCGGAAUACCUGAACCGCCAGGCACGCUGCCUGCGCAAUCAGGCCGUGCGGGCCGAAGGAAGCGUCCAGCGGAGGAAGGCCAUCUUUAAGCGGCUCGAUGUACAGCACUGGUCCUGCCGCACACAGCACUCACCGACCAUUAUCAAGCUGAAUCCCUACGACGAGCAACUGGCGUUCGCCUACAAAGAUCGCGUUAUAGUGGUGAAUAUGAACACAGACACGACGUACACUCUGGCACCGGCAAAACAACCGGGCUACGCGGGCAGCGGCGGCACCGGCACCAACACUAGCAGCACCGGCAACAUUAGCAACCAACAGCAAUCGCAUCAACUGUUCCCUACGCUACAGCAGCACGGCUCGACCCACCGCUUGAUCGGUCCGUCGAUCAGCCAAUCGAUCAGUUUUCUCGACCAGCACCAUCUGCCGCAUCAACCGCAGUCGUUACAGCACCAGUUACGGUCUUCGCACGAAACGUUCCCGUACUCGGCUGCCGCCAGCCAACCGCUCAGCGUCACGUCACUGGAGUUCAUCAACGCGCACGACGUGGGCCUCGUGAUGGCGGGCUACAGUGACAGCACCAUCCGGCUGUGGCGUGCGGAGGAAGCCGGCGGCGAUAAUCAGCACCAGCAUCAGCACCAGCUGCUUUCGGCCUGGCACGGCCUCUUGGACUUUAACACGGCGAGCCUGGCCAAGGUGAGCUGCCUCGAUACGACAAACCAGGGCUCGCACCCCAGCGGGGGCACCGUGGCACCGGGUGGCCUGGUGCUCGCGUGGCACCAACGUUCCCAGACGAUAGUGGCCGCCGGUGAAGCGAAGUACGUUCGGUUGUGGGAUGCCGAGCGGGAGAUGCGAAUCUGUGAUAUGCCGAGCGGUUCCGAUACGUCCAUCCGGAAGCUGUCGUGUGCACCGAACGGCCUGUUCGCAGCCGGCUUCUACGACGGCAGUGUGCGCAUCUUUGACCGCCGGUGCCCACCGUCCGACCAGCGGUGCGCUACCAUACGGGAACAUCUGCACCCGAUACUGACGCUGUGCAUGCGCGACGACUGCGAGAGCCUCGUGGCGGCCUGCGUAGGCUCGAUCGUGCGGUUGUACGAUCUGCGCAAGAGCUCGGCGUCCCACCAGCACUGGAGCGCCGGGACGGACGUGUCGGCGAUGGCCAUACACUCCAGCGCCGACAUUCUGGCCUGCGCCACCAACCAGAUCACCAUCUACGGGCUCGACGGGACCGUACUGAGUGCGGGCCGAAGCAGCGAUGGGUUUAUGGCCACGCGCAAGGGCGUCGCGUCGUGCCUGUCGUUCCACAAACACAAACUCAACCUGGCCGCCGGCUACAACGACAAUACGGCGGCCGUGCUAGUGCCGGACCGGAAGUGAAACCAUCGGAGCUAGGUUAUCGGAGCUUUAAUGUGCGCGAAGGAGAGUCACUGCGCACGUUCGCCACGCAAACGCUAACAUGGUUACAAACCAACCUAGAGCCCGAGUGUGAAGAACGGUCCAGGCGGUCCGGGUCAGCAACGAGAUCCUGGUCACAACCACAGCCGGCCUUACGCUGAAAUGGCUAAAAUUGCGCGGCUUACUAAAUACUAAUUGCCAUUGUUGAAGGGUGUACGGUGCCCCAUACGCUUGCUGCUAUCGUGUCGGCUAGGCCACACACACAAACACACACACACACACACACACACACAGAGACACUUUUAGAACCCGCUCGUGAAAUAGUUUUUAGAACGUCGUGUACAGCAAAAUGUCGCUUAAAAAGCAAACAAAGGAUAAAAAAUUAACGAUGAUCAUCAUUAAGAUAGUGAAAAAAAAAACCCAAAUCGAUGCUAUAUACAAUCGUCUCCCCGCGUACGAUCGGCUCGUUCCGUGGCUGAGCGGAACCCGGGGUCGCUUCCGGGAGCGGAUCGAAACGUUUGUCCGCCGACAGAGUUCUUUUUCCGCCAAAAGAUACGACACGGCGUUUCUGGUUGUCUGGCUGUUAGUACUUCCACCAUUUACCUCUUAGUUGCAGCGCAUUCUGUUAGUUUUUAUCAAGCAUGCCCGGAUCAGUGUAGUCUUUUUUUUUUGUUUUAUACUUUCUUUCCGCUACGUUCGGCAUAACGUUUUAUUUUACGCGCAGAAAGUGCUGUGGGAAACAUUGGGCAGGAAUAUUGUUUUAAGUCUAUUUUACAACCAUUGUUUACUGUCACGCACAGUGCUGUUUUAUUUUCUGUACCUAAAGUUUACCGGAAUGAAUUACACGCUAAACUGUAAAUAAAAACACACAUUGUAGGUAA
Molecule: messenger RNA, 5183 nt
Organism: Anopheles bellator
Lineage: Eukaryota; Metazoa; Arthropoda; Insecta; Diptera; Culicidae
Gene: raptor
Product: regulatory-associated protein of mTOR
Exons: 3
Coding region: 1-4284 (1427 amino acids)
Biological process (GO): cellular response to amino acid stimulus; TORC1 signaling; positive regulation of cell growth
Cellular component (GO): TORC1 complex; cytoplasm
Molecular function (GO): protein binding; protein-macromolecule adaptor activity
Source: RefSeq, a predicted model, not a curated record